AUGUUAUCAGGAGUACAAGGAGAUAUGACAUCUUUAGAAAAUAAAAUAAUGGUUUUCAAGUAUAAACGAAAAACAGAAAGAGUCCGAGGACGGGACGAAAACGUAAUGAAUCGCGCAAUAAAUCCAAUUAACCAAAGAGAAACAUCUAUUCGCGGUGCCGCUCUGCAGUUUAGAAUUCCGUAUCCCACUUUACGUAAACAUUUUUUAAAGCAGCCCUCCAAAAAACAACGGUUUACACUAGUUUUUUCUGGCGAUAUAGAACAGCAACUUGUACAACAUAUUCAAGAAAUGGACGCCCGUUUUUAUGGGUUCACAAAACAAGACAUGCAUUUUAGCAUUUGAGUUCGCAAAUCGAAAUAAUUUGCCACAUCAUUUUCGUAAUGGUACAGCUGAGGAGCAAUGGUACGAGUACUCAAAUGUUAUGAGGCGAUAUCUCGAAUUAAGCCUUAGAACUCCAUAACCUACAAGCAUUGCCCGGGCUUGUGGAUUUAACAGGCCCCAAGCGCAGUUAUUUUUUGAUCAUUUAAAUAAUAUAAUGAAGAAAAUGUACCACGCCUCGUCUGCGGAGAUAUUUUUGGCAACUCUAAGUCUAGCGAAACAUGAAUAGAAUGCAAUAUGUGUCAAAACUGGGCUCAUCAAUUAUAUUUUUUUAAAGAUGUAUAACUAUAAUUAUAUAUUUUU
This is a messenger RNA of Acanthoscelides obtectus, 681 nucleotides long. Lineage: Eukaryota; Metazoa; Arthropoda; Insecta; Coleoptera; Chrysomelidae. The record is from the annotation of a GenBank genome assembly.